This is a messenger RNA of Candidula unifasciata, 1695 nucleotides long. Lineage: Eukaryota; Metazoa; Mollusca; Gastropoda; Stylommatophora; Geomitridae. The record is from the annotation of a GenBank genome assembly.
AUGAAAACUUUGUCAUCAUUAGUUGUGCUUGCUGUUAUUUUCAUUGACUUUCUGCACUUUUGGAUACCUUCGGCGAAUGCAACUACAGUCUCAGCGGAGCUAUGCACACCCCAACAAACACAUAUCUCCUUUGGGCGUUCAGCAGAAGAGAUGACAAUAAUGUGGUCCACAAAAGGCUCCUGUAGCUCUCUGGUCAAAUAUGGAAGUGGCCCAUUCAAACUUGCCCUCUCCGCAUCCGGGGACAGCAGGCUGCUCGUGCCUGCACACAACACAAGUGAACAGCAGUUUAUUCAUAAUGUUCUUUUGAAGGACUUGUUACCAGGGACUGUGUAUUUCUACAUGCCUGUCAGUGAUGACGUCAGUGCAGGGCCCUACUUCUUCCAGACUCCACACAAUUUGAAUGAAGGCACAAAAUUAAUGGUCUUCAGUGACGUGAGUACGUCGUCACCCUUCAUGAAGACACUUGUCAAAGAGGCCCUUACAGGGGAGUAUUCAGCUCUGCUGCAUCUGGGGAAUAUUGCUAUGAAUAUGAGCAGUGAGCAUGGAUCGAAUGGAGACCACUACAUGACAUCAAUUGAACAAGCUGUUAGAACCGUACCCUAUUUGACUGCUCCUGGACCCAGUGAAAUAGAAGAUGGUAGUUAUUCAAACUACCUUCUCAGAUUUGCAGUGUCUCAGGAAUGGCCAAUGAAGCUUGACAAACUGUGGUACAGUAUUGACAUUGGAGCUGUCCAUUUGAUAAGCUAUUCAACUGAAGUGUUUUAUUCUGGUGAUGGAAAAUAUGCCACUUUACAACAUGAUUGGCUGAUUAAAGACCUGAAACUAGCCAAUGGGAAUAGGGAUGAAGUUCCAUGGAUAAUUGCCUUUGGCCACAGACCCAUGUACUGCACGUGUGAAGACCCAAAACUGACCUGCAACUCCAAAGUCACGAAAAGUAGUCCUGAGAGAACUGAACUCGAGGACAUAUUUUACCACUACGGUGUAGACAUGGUCCUUGAAUCAUAUGGUGCUGCUUAUGAACGUUCAUUUCCGAUGUACAAAGGUGUUCAAGUGACUGACAAUUAUACCAACCCUCUGGGACCAGUCCACAUAGUAUGUGGAGGCGCAUCUCCAUGGACAAUAGAACACAAUUUUACAACGCCAGCGCCUUCGUGGUCAGCCUUCCGCUACAUCAAUGAGUCAGUGCUAUCAUUUGGACGUCUUCACAUCGUUAAUGCAACACUUCUGACAUACGAGCAGAUCAAUGCAACAGAUGGAUCUGUCAUUGAUUCCUUUGACAUUUUCCAAGAGAAACAUGGUCAGUUUUCAACUUCUAAACUACCUCCAAACAUUUCAGCCGAAAUUGACAAAGAACGCAUUGAUGCGGGGGGAAAACCAGGAGUUCUGAACAUUGAAGAAAUAGGAACAACCGACACUAAGACUCGACUCUCUGAGCUGUUACAAGGGGACAAUCGAGUUCGCCUCAUCAUUGGUGUCAGCUGUGGAGCUUUCGCUGUUGUUGCCAUUAUCACGAUUAUCUUAAUCAAGACAAUUAGGAAGAAAAAGAAAGUGACAAGACGAUGGGAACAAAUGGAUAUCAACUAUGGCAAGAAGUUUUACAGUAAAGCGCCAGAGAAAGAUGAAGACAAUGAUUUUGAAAUUGAUAUGAGUGAUGGCACUGAACCAUCAAGAAAGUUACUAAAUGCCGAUGAUUGA